AUACAUCUCACAACAUCCGUUUUUCCAACGUUGCCUUCUAACUUCGACGUACAACAAGGCGCUCUCCCCCCUCCAUCAUGGCAGACUCCAAGUCAGCAUACGGCAAGUCUGCCGCCUCCGACACAGACUUUCGCAGAACAUGGGACCGAUCCGAGUACGAGGCAAAGGCUAAAAAGGAUCAAGAAGAGCGCAAGGAAGAAGCGAAAGCACGAUAUGAAGCGAAACUUGAAGGCAAGAAAUGGCACAAGCAAGUGGACAUGUCGUCUCUCGACGCCACCUCUGCUCGAGGCUCUCGGCUCGACGUCGCCAGCAUGGUGGGCAAGAGCACGCUCGUUCCAGCGGGUGCAGGUGUAGGCAAGAGAGGAAAAGGCGCAGGUUUCUAUUGCGAGGCUUGUGAUCUCACAUACAAGGACAAUGUGCAGUACAUCGAACACUUGAAUUCAAAGCAGCACCUUAUCAACACUGGUCAGUCAGGAGAGGUCAAGAGAGCGACUCUACAAGAUGUACAUGAGCGGCUGGAGAUGCUCAAAGCCAGAAAGAGGCAACAAGAGGAGGAGGACAAGAGAUUAGGUGAAGUCGACAUACAGGCUCGAAUCAAGAAGGCCGAGGAACUGGAUGCGGCAGAACGAGAGGAGAAGAGGCGAAAGAGAAACGAGAAGCGACGAAAGGGUGGUGGUGACGGGAUAAAGAAGGAGGACCAGUGGGAAGGAAGACUGGGAAUCAUCGCAUGAAAUGUGCCCUUGAUCGAUGAUAUUCUAUUCUGUCAUCUGGCAACCCAUAAUAUCGACGCCGAUCGGCAGCCUCUCGUGGACAUCAUCCAGUGCAAAAUGAUACAGCGCCGAUGAACAAACAGCAUUGGUCGUUUCCGCUCGACUCAGAGACUACGCGAACUUUUGAAGCCUGAGUGAAUUGGCAGCACAUGUGAAGUCGAUCACUGGGGUCUCUCUUGGCGAACAAAAAAACUCAUCCCAUAAUCCCCGAAGGGAUCAUGGGAAUUAGAAAACCAGGGAAAACCUGAUUUUUAAAGGGGCAACACCGAUGGUACUCGAACCCGAGUCGACCUGCUCGAGGAACUCUCUUUUUCUGGUCUCCACUGUUGCAAAGAUCACCACUAUACAAAGUGCAUAGCGCUUUCAAGCAUGAUCUUUGCAACUGGACGACUGGAAAGGAAAGUUGCCUUUGAGUUAGACCAGGGUCGAGUCCCAUUGUUGAACAGAAUUCGAAAAACAUAAUAUAUCAAGUGAACAAAUAUCUCGAGGCACAUGAGUGACCUCAGGCUCCACUCAAUCCAGAUAUGGGCGGGAGUCACUGGCCUAUUCACAUCACGAAAGUGAAGCGUAUCUGGCCAAACCCGAUCGAGAAGGACUACUUGAUGCUAUGCUGCGCAGAUCCGUUGAUCGAGAGCAAGACUACAAACAAGGCCGCACGAACGGCCAUGCUCUGCUUUCGUGAUCGCCUUUUAUCAAUAGGAAUGAGUACUCAGCUAGUCACGGAACCUGGAGAACUUGACAGGAGGAUCGACCUAGGUUCUUCACCAAGAGGAGGAAUACGAGAAUCCCGCCAUUUGAGUAAUGGCUAGGUUUACUGCCAUGAUACUCAUCUCGUGCAAAAGCAUGACGUAUUGCACAAACAAGUCUACAAGAAUCGAUAGCGAUGUAUCAAAGAUAGACUGUGUUCGGAAAUGGAUGCGGGAUUUUGUCUUCCAACAAGCUCGAGUAGAUACACG
Exophiala oligosperma is the source of this 1726-nucleotide messenger RNA. RefSeq lists its product as uncharacterized. Gene Ontology annotation, molecular function: zinc ion binding; nucleic acid binding. Bases 78 to 731 code for a protein of 217 amino acids. The transcript has a single exon. Lineage: Eukaryota; Fungi; Ascomycota; Eurotiomycetes; Chaetothyriales; Herpotrichiellaceae. The record is from RefSeq and is a predicted model, not a curated record. Gene Ontology annotation, biological process: mRNA splicing, via spliceosome. Gene Ontology annotation, cellular component: U4/U6 x U5 tri-snRNP complex; spliceosomal complex.